Solea solea (common sole) is the source of this 3913-nucleotide messenger RNA. It is a transcript of the gene inhbaa, whose product is annotated as inhibin subunit beta Aa. Bases 508 to 1881 code for a protein of 457 amino acids. The transcript has 2 exons. Gene Ontology annotation, biological process: BMP signaling pathway; SMAD protein signal transduction. Gene Ontology annotation, molecular function: growth factor activity; cytokine activity. Gene Ontology annotation, cellular component: extracellular region. Lineage: Eukaryota; Metazoa; Chordata; Actinopteri; Pleuronectiformes; Soleidae. The record is from RefSeq and is a predicted model, not a curated record.
AGUCCAGCCCACUCGGCUAAAACCAUUCAACUGGUGAGCGAGGGAGCAUUCACCACAGAGAGAGAGAGAGAGCACGAGAGAAGUGAAGGAAAGAGAGAGAGAGAGGAACUCCCUGCGUCUGGGAUAACUUAGUCAAACACACACACACAGAGUUUUUCCUCGGUUCAUUCAUCACGUUCAGACUUUUCUUCUUGUUUUUUCUUUGCUGGUUUUGUGGCGACGCCUCCACAGUCCUCAGCCAUCUGUCCCUGACAUAAACGAUAAGGAUUACUCAUUUUCUCUUCGUCCACCUCGUCUUCUCUUGCAGAUUUUUUUUUCCCUCCGUUUCGCAGGUGGACUGAGAGCUGAACUUCCAAACUUCACAGAGCGAGAGACAAAGACAGAGAGAGAGAGAGCGAGAGAGAGGAGGACGGGGACUUUAAAACAAAAAGGACACUUCCACUUCUUCUGUCCAAGACUUUUUUUUUCCUCUCUUCGUCUUCAUCAGCAGCUCAGAUCAGCGUGGUCAUGUCUCCUUUGCUCAGCUGGACCGUCCCGGUCCAGCUCCCGGUCCAUGUUCCGGUGCUGGUCCUGGUUGUGGUUCUGCUGCAUGGCUGCAGCUCGUCCCCAGACACCCUGUCCAAAUCUCUGACCGCACAUCCUGACCUCCAGCAGCUGCUGCCGGACGACGCGUCCUCGUCCCACUGUCCGUCCUGCGCUCUGGCCAGGAUGAGGAGGAAUGAGGGAGGCGUGGCGGCGGCGGAGGAAGAGGAGGCGGCGCAGCAGGACGUGGUGGAGGCGGUGAAGAGACACAUCCUCAACAUGCUGCACCUGCGGACGAGACCCAACAUCACCCGACCCGUGCCACGCGCCGCGCUCCUCAAUGCCCUGCGCAAGCUCCACGUGGGGCGAGUGGCGGAGGACGGCAGCGUGCAGAUCGAGGGGGAGGAGGAGCCUCGCGGGCGAGGAGGUCGGACGGGAGGGGGAGGAGCUGUGGCGGCUGCACUGGCGGCAGCUCGGACGGGAGACGACGAUGGCGACGCUCAGGAGACGACAGAGAUUAUCACCUUUGCUGAGGCUGGUGAGUCUCAGGGUGUGGUGGACUUUGUCCUCUCUAAAGACGGCAGUGACGUGUCUCUGGUGGAGCAGGCUAACGUCUGGAUGUUUCUACGUUUGGCCAAAACCAACCGCAGCCGAGCCAAAGUCACCAUCCGCCUGUUCCAGCAGCGCCGGCUUCCCAGCGGACACUCGUCUCCACUGCAGGACGACGUCCUCCUGGCGGAGAAGGCAGUGGACACGCGUCGCAGCGGCUGGCACACAUUCCCGGUGUCAGCGGCCGUGCAGGCGCUGCUGCAGAGCACCAACGGCUCCGUGCUGAGCCUCAGAGUUUCUUGUCCGCUCUGCGCGGAUGCCGGUGCCACGCUCAUCCUGGUAUCCGGCAGCGCCAACACAUCACAGCGCGUCAUCCAGCGCGAGCAAUCGCACCGGCCCUUCCUCAUGGUCGUGGUGCGGCAGGGGGACGGUGGCGACGCGCGGCGGCGUACUAAGCGCGGGCUGGAGUGUGACGGCAAAGUUCGCGUCUGCUGCAAGCGACAAUUCUACGUCAACUUCAAGGACAUCGGCUGGAACGACUGGAUCAUCGCGCCGUCCGGUUACCACGCCAACUACUGCGAGGGCGAGUGUCCCUCCCACGUGACAAGCAUCACUGGGUCCACGCUGUCCUUCCACUCCACCGUCAUCAGCCACUACCGCCUGAGGGGCUACAGUCCUUUCCAGAACCUGCGCUCGUGCUGCGUCCCCACGCGGCUACGAGCCAUGUCCAUGCUCUACUACAACGAGGAGCAGAAGAUCAUCAAGAAGGACAUUCAGAACAUGAUCGUGGAGGAGUGCGGCUGCUCGUAAACAUGGAAACCUGGACUGGACUGGAGAGGACCGGAGAGGACCGGUGGACCGGUGGUUCUGCUCCUCUCUGGAACAAGAACUCUUCUCCGGACUCAGAGUCUCCACAGCACUUUCAGAAAAAUACAAAAAAAAAAGAAUAUCUAAUAUAUUUUUGUUACAGACGGAGGGGGUGGGGCUUAUUUAUGUGGCGGAGACGUUCAAGCACCGCUCGACCAAUCAGAGCGCAGAGAGACGCGUGCCUGAAAAAAAAAACUACAGAAAAUCUCAAAACUAUGCAACUUGUUUCACGUUUUUAUCGUUACCACGGUUUUUGUUUGACUUUGUUUAUAUUUGAAAAAAAUGUUACAGGAAGAAAAAAGGAGAAUCUUUUUUUAUUAACUUUGUGUGUGUGUGCGUGCGCACGUGUGUGUGUCUGUUGAGAGAUACUUGAAAGAAACAAGUUGGCCCAGCUGCUGGAACCAAACUUCUUUACGUUUCCAUGGUUACCAUGUUGAUGUUGUUAUUAUUAUUAUUAUAAUAAUAAGUAUAUUAUUAAUAAUGUUAUUGUUAAUAUUUUUGUGUUGAGUUUUUUUGCACUAUAGACAGUGUGUUCAGAUUAGCCGCAGAGGUGGGGGAGGGGGCAGAGCUUCCUGUCCAGGGCGGAGUCCAGUUUACAGGUGAGAACCUGACGAUGAGUCGAGUUGCGGGAAUGUCAGGCGGAGGUCAAAGGUCGCUCUGUGUCAAAGUAAACUGCCGUAAAUUCACUUUCUAUUUAUUUAUUAAUUUUAAGUCAAUAAAAUUAACUUUAAUGGAUCUGAACUUUUCUUUUUUUUUAGUCCACUAAAACCCUGAAUCAUCACGUUCACACAAAAAACGCUGGUUUUACUUGUUUACUUCACUACAGUGACGCCCAGUGAUCGCUGGAAGAACUUCAGUCUAUGACACUUCAAUGAACCGAUGGUUAGCAUUAGCAUUAGCUAACAUGCUGCUAGUUAAUGUAGUCAAUGAUUCUGAUUUAAAACUCAAAUAAUCUACGAUAAAUAAUCCUAAUUUCACAGUUAACAAACCAGCAUUGGAUUAUUUUUUUGAUGAAUUCAUCUGCAAAUUAUGUGUUUGUUUCUUAUAAAACAAAACAGGACAAAAUUAUAAAAACUAAACAAAAAUGCACUUUGGAUUAAUUUAAGACUUAAUAUUUAUGAAUAUUUACCCUGAACAUUCCAUGGAUUAGUGAUUAAAUGUUGUUGUGACGAGCAGUGAAAGAUGUUUUAUUAUAGAUUUGCCAAAGAAACAAACACGAUAAACGGAAAAAGAACAGAAAACUCACUAAAGUUAACUCAAGUUAACUAAAGUUAAAGUUAACGAUGCUCAAGAUGUUUUUAUUUCACACUUCAGUUUUUCUUUUGUCUUAAAUUCUUCCAGUUGUAAGUUGCGAUGUUUUUGUUACGUCUCGUGGGCUCUGCAUCAUGAACAACAUUUCCCACAAUGCUUUACUCUCUUUGAAGAAGACGAUCACUGUUGUUUUUGUUUGUUUUUAAAAAAGAAAACAAACAUUGUGGGAUUUCCGAGGUUUCUGCUUCAUUCUUGUUUACGUCACUAACGUCCUGUAGAUCACGUUCUGGCGAGAUCACGUUCUGACAUGGUCACAUUCUGACAAGAUCACGUUCUGACAUGGUCACGUUCUGACGAGGUCACGUUUUGACGAGAUCACACGUCCCUGGACUUUUUUGAGGACAAAACUCUUUGUCCGUCUCACAAAAAAUGGACUAAAAAUAAAUUGUCAGCGCAAGAAAAAAAAUAAAUGGAGUUAAAGAAGUCGUAUUUGUCCAGAUUUUUUCUCUUUUUAUGGAGAUGAAAAAAAAGACACUGAAUGAAGUGGACAAAGAAUAAAAAGUCUAUUUUUUAUUCUGUAAAUAAGGAAAAUCAAGAAUCCAGUCUGUUGCAUUGCUUUGUUGAGCAAAUCAAAUGUGCUUGUGGCAUUUUUCUAAUCUAAUUUAUUUUACAGUAUUUUUGUUUGUUUGUUUUAUGCUUCACCAUUAAAGUUUAAAAGAUGUAC